AUGAGCGCUCUGAUAUUACUAGUGCUGUCACCCAUGUCCAUGUUAGCGAUGGCAUCGCCACAGAGCGUGAACAACGUCACACUCUACGGUCCUGAACAACUAGACAGCCAAGUGUCAAAUGUUUUCUUGGGUUGUCUGAAUAACACCGGUGUUGAUUAUAAUAUCUACGUCGACGAUAUCGGGAUCACAGUGGUAGUGCCCACCGCAAACCGAGACGUAGACUUCGAUGGCGAAGAUCAAGGGCUUUUUCAGUGCAUCAUUGAUGUGAAUCUUCGUAUGCAGGUGGCUGCUGAAUCAACCGUGUACUCUCGCGACGAAAAUGAGAACACAGCACCCAGCAUAUCCAUCACCCAUGAGUGGUUGAUCGAGCAGGGUGCGCUCGGCAACACACCCAUUGGCGUGCGGCCUGCUAUGAAAUAUACGGCCUGA
Molecule: messenger RNA, 429 nt
Organism: Penicillium hordei
Lineage: Eukaryota; Fungi; Ascomycota; Eurotiomycetes; Eurotiales; Aspergillaceae
Exons: 1
Coding region: 1-429 (142 amino acids)
Source: RefSeq, a predicted model, not a curated record